Molecule: messenger RNA, 6261 nt
Organism: Aspergillus ibericus CBS 121593
Lineage: Eukaryota; Fungi; Ascomycota; Eurotiomycetes; Eurotiales; Aspergillaceae
Product: beta subunit of fatty acid synthase
Exons: 5
Coding region: 1-6261 (2086 amino acids)
Biological process (GO): long-chain fatty acid biosynthetic process
Cellular component (GO): fatty acid synthase complex
Molecular function (GO): fatty acid synthase activity; [acyl-carrier-protein] S-malonyltransferase activity; enoyl-[acyl-carrier-protein] reductase (NADH) activity
Source: RefSeq, a predicted model, not a curated record
AUGAUGAGUGUCAAGACGCCCUUGUCGAGUUUGAGCUCGGAAUUCGCGGGCCUCACUCCCGAGAUCUCUCGACCGUCCUCUGUCGCCGGCGACAAGCGGUCGUUAGCUGCUACCUAUGAAGCAAUUGACACGAGAAUCACCCUCCCUGCCGCCCAACUCCCUUUGGCAAAUACCUUAUGGAAGGAGUUUACUCUGACUCUGGCCUCAUCCGCCGCCGAAAACGAUCUGUCCACCAACGAAGGCCUCGUCGCGGAAUUCAUCAACUUCUGCAUCACCCGGUCCAGCGACGAGACACAAUACGACGACGCUCCAGCAGUACUGCAGCUGCUGGACUCUCUUCUGGAGGCCUUUGAACAAGACUUUCUGGGUGGCAACGACGUUCACUCGGCCGUGGUCCAUUUUGACCUUCAACACAAGAGCCCCAUCAUCAAGACAUACUUUGCGGCACAAGGGACCCUCAGCCGCAAGCCCAAAUACCAACCCUCUCUUCUCCUGCAGUCCGCCUCUGACGGCCCUUCGCGCAUCUACGCCUUGUUUGGAGGUCAAGGAAAUGACGAGAAAUACUUUGAUGACUUGAAGGACACAUAUACCACAUACACCGAUAUCCUCCGUCGCUGUGUCUUCUCUGGAGCCCGGUUGCUAGAGGACCUUGCUGGGUCAUCUAGCUUCAAGGCACACUUCCAACAUGGCUUCUCCCUCAUGGACUGGCUGGAGAAGCCCGACUCUGAGCCGGAAUCCUCAUACCUCCUCUCUGCGCCGGUCAGCAUGCCUUUGAUCGGCCUCCUUCAGCUCUGCCAUUUCAUCGUGGCCUGUCAGACGAUGGGACUUUCCCCUCGAGAGAUGCACGCUCAUUUGUCCGGUGUCACCGGCCAUUCACAAGGUAUUGUCGUGGCCCUGGUGACAUCCAUCUCAGACACCUGGGAAGACUUCUACCGACACGCCCUCGAUGCACUACGCAUUCUCUUCUACAUUGCCUGCCGCAGCCACGAGCUAUACCCGCCCCAAUUCAUCCCCGAAUCCAUCAGACAGGAAGCAGAAGAUAAUGGCGAGGGAACACCCGGACCCAUGUUGAGGGUGCGAAACCUCCGCCAGGACCAACUCCAGAAGAUCAUCGACACGGUCAACAGCUACCUUCCCACUGACUCGCAUGUUGCCAUCUCUCUCUUCAAUGGGCCCCAGAACCUUGUUGUGACUGGUCCUCCGCUCAGUCUCUAUGGUUUGAGUCGGCAUUUGCGCGGCCUCAAGCCAAAGAAUGGUCGGGAGGCACAGACCCCUGCUAGCAAGCGGCGGCCUAAGAUUGACCAUCGCUUCCUGCCUAUCACGGCACCCUUCCACAGCAUGUAUCUUGAUGAGGUUGCUGCUCUGGUGGUGCAAGAUCUUGGUGACCUGAACAUCACAGGUGGCCAGCUGCGUAUCCCGCUCUACGCUACCACCGACGGCCACGAUAUGCGCGUGCACCGGGAUAGGAACAUCAUCUGUGACAUUGUCAGCAUGAUUGCCCACGAGCCAGUUCACUGGGAGAAGGCGACCAUCUUUCCGGAAGCUACACACAUGAUCGACUUUGGUCCGGGCGGCGGUGCCGGGGUUGGGGUUGUCACCAUGCACAACAAGGCCGGCCAGGGAGCGCGACUCAUCCUGGGUGGCUCGAUGAAGUACAGCGAGGAGUACGGCAGCAAGGCAGAGCUAUUCAACCGCGACCCCGAGCAUCCAGUCGUGUAUGCCGAGAACUGGGCCGAGGCAUACAGGCCGCGUCUGACUAGAGACGCCGCGAACAAGGUGAUCGUCCAGACCAAGUUCAGUGAGCUCCUCGGACUCCCUCCCAUCAUGGUUGCGGGUAUGACGCCCACGACUGUUCCGUGGGACUUUGUCUCCGCUACCAUGAACGCCGGAUAUCAUAUCGAGAUUGCUGGCGGUGGUUACUACAGCAAGGGUGCUUUGGAGGAAGCGAUCAACAAGAUCGUGAACAAUGGAGUCCCGGGACGGGGUGUUACCUGCAACAUCAUCUAUGCCAGUCCGAACUCGGUCCGCUGGCAGAUCCCUCUGCUGCAGGAGCUCCGUUCCAAAGGCGUCCCCAUUGAUGGAAUGGCCAUUGGCGCUGGAGUCCCGUCCGUCGACGUGGCCAAUGAAUAUAUUGAGACUCUCGGGCUGAAGCACAUUGCGUUCAAGCCUGGGUCUGUGGAGGCGAUCCAGCAAGUCAUUGACAUCGCCCGCGAGAACAAGUCCUUCCCCAUUAUCCUUCAGUGGACGGGCGGUAGAGGCGGUGGCCACCACUCGUAUGAGGACUUCCACGCACCUAUUCUAGAGAUGUACGGCCGCAUCCGGGCGUGCAAGAACAUUGUCCUGGUGGCGGGCAGCGGCUUUGGCGGCGCUGAUGACACCCUUCCCUACUUGACCGGAGAAUGGACCAAGGCAUUUAACGCCCCGUCUCCCAUGCCAUUCGACGGCAUCCUGCUUGGCAGCAGAGUCAUGACCGUCAAGGAAGCCCACACUAGCCUCGAGGCCAAGCAACUGAUCGUGGAUAUUCCCGGUGUUGACGAUGCCGCCUGGGACCAGACCUACACCCGACCGACUGGAGGAGUACUGACCGUCCGAUCUGAGAUGGGCGAGCCCAUCCACAAGAUUGCCACUCGCGGCGUGCGCUUCUGGGCCGAGAUGGAUCGAACCGUGUUCAGCAUUGCCGACAAAAAGGCCCGGGUGGCCUUCUUGAAGGAGAACAAGAACCGCAUAAUCGACGGCCUCAACAAGGACUUCCAAAAGGUUUGGUUCGGACGCAACGCAGAUGGUAAGGCAUGCGAGUUGAACGAAAUGGCCCUCGCCGCGGUGGCGUGGAGAAUGGUCGAGCUUCUUUACGUCAAGCACCAGGACCGCUGGAUCCAUCGCAGUCUGCAGCAGUUGACUUUCGACUUCCUGCAAUGGAUCGAGGAUCGUGUCAGCCCGUCAAGUGAUGCCUCGAAGCGUCGGUAUUGGCAGUCGGUCGGCCAAGUCGAGGAGCCCUACAUGGCUAUCGAGCAGUUUUUCGCCAGUCAUCCCAAGGCGACAACGGAGCUGAUGGAUGCACCAAGCACGCAGAUGUUCAUCCACCUUUGCCGCCGCCGCGGCCAGAAGCCUGUUCCGUUCAUUCCUGUUCUUGACGAAGAGUUCGAGGUCUGGUUCAAGAAGGACUCUCUCUGGCAGUCUGAAGAUGUGCAGGCAGUGCCCGGACAGGAUGUCGGCCGUAUCUGCGUUCUUCAUGGCCCUGUCGCAGCCAAGCACACUACGGUGGCCAACGAGCCUAUCAAGCAGCUGCUGGACGGCAUCCAUACCCAGUGGGUGCGGGCCCUAGCGGAACGGGGACUUGACCACGACCAACUGCAGACACCAUUGACCGAGGAGGGCAUGAGUGAGGUGCCGAGUGAGAUCUCCCUCACCAGGACCUAUGACCCCAUGCUACUUAGCGAUGCGCUGCCGCCAGUCGAGAACUGGAUGCAGCGGCUGGCCGGCACGCAGAAAGGCUGGAGACAUGCCAUCUUCUCCCAGCAGACCAUCGUGCAAGGCCACAGUGUCUGCGAGAACCCCAUUCGCAGACUCUUUGCUCCCCGGUCAAACAUCUAUGUUGAAGUCGAGGAGAGCACGUCUACCGAGCAGUCCGUGAUCCGGAUGUUUGAGAGAGGGCCCGAUAGUACGCCAGCCUUGGUCGUUGAGGUCCAUGCCAUCACUCAAAAUCUCAUCAAAGUCAUCCUGUUUGAGGACCGCACUGUCACCGGCACCCCGGCGGGGCUCGAGCUGUUGUUCAGCUACCACCCCGAGCUUCCUUUUGCGCCUAUCCGCGAGCUCAUUUCCGACAAGACUGACCGGGUCAAGGACUUUUACCAUCGUCUUUGGUUCGGUGAGUCAUUGAGCUCCGCUGGUACCCUGUCCCAGGAGGAGCAAUUCCACGGUGAUGCCGUUACCGUAACUGCCGAGGACAUCAAGAAGUUCAGCCAGUGUAUCGGCAGUACCUCGUCAGCACCCCGUUCGAAGAAACUGAGCGUGCCCAUGGACUAUGCAAUUGUCGUUGCCUGGAAGUCUGUCAUGAAGCCAUUGUUUACAAAGACCAUCAGUGGCAACCUGAUGAAGUUGGUGCACCUGUCCAACGAAUUCCGCCGGCUGGGAAGCUCGGACAUCCAAGAGGGAGACGUUCUCUCGUCCCGAGCUAACAUCCGGGCCAUUCUCAAUGAAGACUCGGGCAAAGUGGUCGAAGUUGCCUCCUUGAUCAGCAAAGAUGGCGUUGAUGUCGUCGAGGUCAUCAGCCGCUUCAUGUACCGAGGAACGUACAACGACUACGACACGGCUUUCCAGCAGGUCAAGGAGCCCAAAGUCGAGCUCCAACUCCCGGGUAUCAAGGAUGUGGCAGUCCUUCGUUCCAAGCCCUGGUUCGCUCCUCAAAACCCUGAUCUGGACCUACAAGGCUUCAAGCUCACAUUCGAGUUGGAGACCCACGCCCAGUUCCAGAGCAAAUCAGUCUACCGCCAGCAGAGAUGUUUCGGUCCCGUCUAUGGUCGGUCUCCAGCCGGCGAGACCCUCAAGCUGGCCUACAUCGACCACACCGUGGGCGUUUCCACCAGCAACCCCAUCAUGGAUUACCUCAAGCGCCAUGGAAGCGUUGUGGAGCAGCCCGUUCUGUUCCAGUCACCGAUCACCCUUGGUGGUGGUGAGAUUCAGUUCAAGUCUCCCAAGUCCAACGAGGAGUAUGGCGCGGUCUCUGGCGACUACAACCCCAUCCACGUGUCUCGGACUUUUGCCGCCUACGCCGAGCUCCCAGACACCAUCACUCAUGGCAUGCACAUGAGCGCCAGGGUUCGUGGUUACCUGGAGCAGUUGACUGUCCCGGGCAACCCCAGUGGCUUCAAGCGCUACCAGUGCAAUUUCGUCGGCAUGGUGCUGCCGGAAGACGAUGUCGAGCUGGUGCUGCAGCACGUGGGCAUGGUGAACGGACGGAAGCUGGUCCAUGCGGAGGCACGUCGCGCUGGAUCGGGUGAUAAGUUGAUUGUCGCAGAGGCAGAGAUUGAGCAGCCCAGUACUGCCUUCCUGUUCACCGGUCAGGGCAGUCAAGAGAAGGGCAUGGGCAUGGAGCUGUAUGCCGCUAGUCCUGCUGCUCGGAAAGUGUGGGAUCUGGCUGACAAGCACUUCCUUGAGAAUUUUGGCUUCCGCAUCACCGACAUUGUGCGCAACGAUCCUAAAGAACUCAAGAUUCACUUUGGUGGCAGUCGUGGCCGGGCCAUCCGGGAAAACUACAUGGCGCUCCGUUGUGAGAUGAUCCAUGCGGAUGGACGCACAACAUCCGAGAAGAUCUUCAAGGAUAUCACGGAGCAAACCAAGUCGCAUACCUUCCGAUCUAGCACCGGUCUCCUGUCCUCCACCCAAUUCACCCAGCCGGCAUUGACCCUCAUGGAGAAGGCCAUCAUCGAGGACAUGAAGGACAAGGGAUUGUUGGCCGACCACUGCAGCUUUGCUGGCCACUCGCUGGGAGAAUACUCUGCCUUGGCAGCCAUUGCCGAGAUCAUGCCUAUCGAAAGUCUGGUCUCAGUGGUCUUCUACCGAGGUUUGACCAUGCAGAUGGCAGUCGAGCGCGACGAACAGGGAAGAUCCAACUUUUCCAUGUGCGCCGUGGAUCCGAGUCGCCUGUCAAAGACAUUCACCGAAGACCGUCUCCGGUACCUGGUCUCGCUCAUCGCCAACGAAACCGGCUGGCUGCUCGAGAUUGUCAACUACAACGUGGCCAACUCGCAGUACGUCUGCGCAGGCGAUCUCCGCGCCCUCGACACCCUCUCCUCCCUGAUUGGCGUCAUCAAGCGCCGUCAGUCCGACUUCCAGGCCCUGUUGCAGGGCAACCAACCCGUCGAGGACAUCCGCGCCAGCGUGCUCGACACCCUGCACCAAUGUGCCAGUGCGGCCAAGGCUAAGCCCCAGCCCAUCCAGCUCGAACGCGGCGCCGCCACUGUGCCACUCCGGGGGAUUGAUGUGCCUUUCCACUCGUCCUUCCUUAGCCCGGGCAUCACUGCCUUCCGCGCCUGUCUGUACAAGUACAUUGACAAGGACACUCUGGAUGCGGACCGGCUGGUGGGCAAGUAUAUCCCGAAUCUCACGGCACGGCCGUUUGAGAUCAGCGAAGAGUAUUUCCGGCAGGUGUUUCGGUUGACGAAGUCGCCGAUUGUGGCGAAGGUGUUGGCGGAGUGGCGAGAGUAUACAGAUGUUGAGCGGGGGUUGGAGAAGGUUACUCGGUCUGCGGUUAUUGAGGCAUGA